Messenger RNA from Tricharina praecox, 881 nucleotides. RefSeq lists its product as uncharacterized. The coding region runs from base 229 to 771 and encodes 180 amino acids. The transcript has a single exon. Lineage: Eukaryota; Fungi; Ascomycota; Pezizomycetes; Pezizales; Pyronemataceae. The record is from RefSeq and is a predicted model, not a curated record.
CCGAAUUUCUGGAGGAGCUUCCGGAUAUGGUGUUGCUUGCUUGCUUUGUACUUUUUGGUGUUUUUUUUUUUGUUCCCUGCGCGAUGGCUUUUUCCCUUCUGCGGGUCACACAGUCCUCACGACAGGGCAAGGGGUGUUGUGCACCUCAUCGGAUCUGAUGUUUGGAUCCGAGCGUGGACAUGCCAUUUCCGGCACCGAUGAUAUUUCGACUUCUUCUGCUUCUUGUCUAUGAUUUCUGGGCACGUACCAACGGGUUUUCUCUUUUUUAAUGGCUGGGGUCUGGGACUUCUUUCACGACUACCAACGACGAAACGACACUAUGAUGAGGACGGUCAACGACUAUCACGAUUACGAAUUAUUAACGACUCUGGGGGAGCUUUUGUUUUUGCGAUUUUUUUUUUGAGCUGGAGUGUGUAUAUCUCCUUACGGUACUUUGGGUGGUGGAGGGUUGGGGGUUUGGGUAUGGGGUGUUUGGGAACCGGCGGUCAGGCCUGGGGUUUGGGAUGGAGUUUUUGCUUUUCGGGGUCUAACUUUCUUACGGGUUUGGGUGGGGGGUCCGGGUGGGGGAGGGGUUUUCAUCAAAAGUUUUGGGUUGGCGAAGGGAUUUAUACGGGACUGUCUUGGGAUAAAGAUACAGGUUAUAGGGAUUAUUGGGGGGGGGUAUUUGGCAGGCAUUUUAGAGAGGAGGAUACGCCGAGUACAUCUUGUGGAGGAACUGGGAUCUUGGUGUACUCUAGAGAAGGAAUCAAUGGCUUGAAUCGAUUGAUCUGAUUGGGAAAGAAUUGGCGGUGUCCUUCGAGGAGCGUGCUGCAAGUCUUGCCUGUUGCUUGCAUACUUCAUCUUGCGUUCAUCUGUUUGUUCUCCCAUCCACCCGUCCAGGU